This is a messenger RNA of Geodia barretti, 538 nucleotides long. The record is from the annotation of a GenBank genome assembly. Lineage: Eukaryota; Metazoa; Porifera; Demospongiae; Tetractinellida; Geodiidae.
UUACCACAGUCAGUUCAUGGAGAGCUACAGAAUACAAUUUGAUCGUAAAAUGACAAACCCAGCUAGUAUGAGAUUUAAUAUAGCAAAACCCCAAUUUUCCUUUAAUGACUUUAUACAAUGAUAUGCUGAGUAUAGUAGAGACAUCCAACCAUUGAUAUGGAAAGCCCUCAAAACAUCUACAAAGUCGAUGUGUGCCGUGCGGCCUUGGCACAUCGAUUUGUUACUUAUCAGUAUGGCACACAACACCAAAAGUGGCAGCUCAGUCAGGGCUAAUGGUCCAACGGUCGCUGAUGGUUCCACAAUCACUGUCUUGAGGGUUCUCAUUCAUAUAACAACAUUCUAUCAGUCUCACUACAACACCACCAAUAGCCUUCACCACGCACAGGGCAAAGCACAGCUGAGUCCAAAAGCUAUCUUUGAGCACAAUAUUUUCCUGACACGAGUGGUGUAGAUACCAGGCAGAGAUAAUAGCCACUACAGGUAGAAACCAAUCACAACCCUUGGCCAUCUCUGGUAGGAUGAGUCAGCAUUCCUGGUU